CCUAGCUCAAGUUUGAACGAUCGAAAAACUUUAAUUAAACCAUUGCCAUUAUAGAUUUACCCCCUAAUCCAGACGCUUAUUGUUGCAGAAAGUAAUUAUACGUCAGCCUUUCGAUUAUACCUGUCCACAAAAGGGACAACAGUUGUUCUUCCCGCUUAUUUACAAGGAGUUCAGAAUACUUUAUAUUGCCAAUCCGCCUACUCAAUAGAGAGUUAAGGACUCAAUCAAACUUAAGAGAGCAGAUUGAAAACUUGAAGAAAUUUUCACCAAAGCCAUGGCUUUUAAGGAUGUAUUUUACAGGCAAAGACACGGAUAUAGAAAUCUAUUCCCUAAAUCGAAGGGAACGUUAAGAGAAAACAAAGGAACACAACUACCCGAGGCAGAGAAGGAAGGUUUAAAAUUACCAAAUAUCAAACCUCUGACAACUUAUAGCGAUUAUACAAAAUCUAUGGAUUUUACACCUAGAAGAGAAGUAAGAAAAUUACCGUUAAUUACACCUGAUUUUAUUAUUGCCUCAGAUUGGCCUUCGGAAAGGCUACAUAGUAAACUUUGGAGACAAUAUAUUAAAUAAUCCAUUUCUUUGCUAUCUUCUUUCAAAAAAAUUGUUACACUUGUAUAUUAUUGAUAUAAUCCUUUUGCAUUUGAAUUCACGUCUAUCUUAGAAAUAAUACAC
Dimorphilus gyrociliatus is the source of this 673-nucleotide messenger RNA. The record is from the annotation of a GenBank genome assembly. NCBI's taxonomy places the organism in Eukaryota, Metazoa, Annelida, Polychaeta, Dinophilidae.